Messenger RNA from Phaeodactylum tricornutum CCAP 1055/1, 949 nucleotides. RefSeq lists its product with no specific name. The transcript has a single exon. The coding region runs from base 20 to 949 and encodes 309 amino acids. NCBI's taxonomy places the organism in Eukaryota, Bacillariophyta, Bacillariophyceae, Surirellales, Neidiaceae. The record is from RefSeq and is a predicted model, not a curated record.
UGAAACCCUCGUGCAUCCCAUGGCAGAAAGAAGCCUCACUACCAAUCUGGAAUUGGCCACUGCUCCAACUGACGAUGUGAGCGUGGAAGACGAUUGGGGACUUCCGUUGGAUUUGAAUCUCUUUGCUCACCAGGAACGCCACAGGAUAGUGAUCCACGAAGCGCAGGCUUCUCCGGUGUCGAUUUUCAUUGAAUGUGUAGAAGCGCUCACGCCAGUCGACAUGAUGAGCUUGUCGUCCGGGACCAACGACGCCACCGGCUUUCGCGUCUGGACGGGUGCCGUUUUGCUCAUCGCCAGUUUAGACACGCUCGUUGAAGACUUCAAAGGAAAGCGGGUACUUGAAUUGGGUUGUGGGACGGGAAUCGGAGGGAUUGCCUUGAUGCUCUCUCAGCACGCCACGCCAGCCUUUCUUUGUUUCUCGGACGCUGAUCAAAAUGCACUUAAGCUUUGCCGUCGCAAUUGUGAGCUGAAUGGGCUAGAAGAAGUGGACGAAAGAUUGCUCCAGAACCUUUGUUCAUUCACGAAGAAGUCAUUCUCAAUUAUGCAAUUGACUUGGGGAACGACCAUACCAAGUACAAUCCCCGCUCGCUCUAUGGAUACAGUUGUGGCCACAGACAUUUUGUAUGAUAUUGAAAUGCUGUCGAGCAUUCUACAAACCACAAUGGCUUGUCUCAAGCCAGGCGGUUCUUUUGUUCUCUCGCAUAUUCCUCGUGCAUCUUGCCCUGAGCAUCAUCAACCUGACGAAAACUUGGAAAGUUUCAUUGUUCAGCAGGCGGAGCUUCAUGGACUUGUCUUGCGACGCCAUAUCCGACCGAGAGAUGUUAGCAGCUUUGAGGAUAGCCAGGUCUUUUCGGACACCCUCGAUACCACGUCGUUAAGAGACAUGGAAGCCAUUGGGGCUGCCAUCUUGGUUUUUCAUUUGGUCGUAGUCCAAAAAAACCAUGUUUAG